Messenger RNA from Copidosoma floridanum, 2882 nucleotides. Its product is annotated as phospholipid-transporting ATPase IF. Gene Ontology annotation, biological process: phospholipid translocation. The record is from RefSeq and is a predicted model, not a curated record. Lineage: Eukaryota; Metazoa; Arthropoda; Insecta; Hymenoptera; Encyrtidae. Gene Ontology annotation, cellular component: plasma membrane; endoplasmic reticulum. Gene Ontology annotation, molecular function: ATPase-coupled intramembrane lipid carrier activity; ATP hydrolysis activity; ATP binding.
AAGCGCCAAUCGGUCACCAGUUUUCACGGCAUACGCGCGAAGCUGGUCGAAUUUAUGCCGAAAACGGGAAACACGCUUUUGUUAUUCCCAAGGGCUCUUCCCGUAGUUAACGUGAGAUUUUUAAGUCACACAUUUUUUAACUUACCAAAACCGAUUGGAGAAAGCACAGACAAAUGGCCGAUGGAAGCUCCGUGUCGGCCGACCACAGAGUCAUCGAGCUCGAGUUCAAGCAAAAAACCAUCAACAGUCUCUUCCCCUCCAACAAAAUAACAACGAGAAAGUACACGUUAUGGAACUUCCUGCCGAAGAACCUGUUCGAGCAGUUCCGUCGCGUGGGAAACUUUUACUUUCUGGUGAGCUCGGUAAUCGCGACCGUCAUAGAGUCCCCGGUGUCGCCGCUGACCAGCUGGUUACCCCUUCUGUUUGUCAUAUUCGUGUCCGCCUGCAAGCAAGGCUACGAGGAUCUCAAGCGCUACCGAUCCGACCGGAGGGUCAACAAUCUGCCCGUCACCGUCGUUCGGCGCUCGGGAGUCCAGGAAAUCCGAUGCAAGGACAUUGCGGUCGGCGACGUAGUCAGGGUUAACAGGGACGACGAGGUGCCGUGCGACCUCGUGAUUUUGUAUAGCAGCGUCGACACGGGCAGGUGCUACGUCACAACUUCGAAUCUGGACGGCGAGACAAAUUUAAAAACCUUGCAGGUGCCAAAGGUACUGGCGGAUCUGGAGGAUGCUAGCGAUAUCGUGUCGACAAAGGGGACAAUCACCUGUCAGUCCCCGAUGGCCGGCCUGUACAGGUUCGAGGGCCGGAUCCAGGUGAGCGUGAAGCCACCGGACGGGGAGCGCGUCACUCGCACCGGGCCUCUGACAAUCGACAAUUUGCUUCUUCGGGGGGCCACCCUCAAGGACACGUGCUACAUACUCGGUUGCGCCGUGUACACGGGACGCGACACCAAACUCUCGCUCAACUCGAAUCUUAAGACCCGCAAGAGCUCCCUCGCCGACAGCUCGAUAAACAAGUUUCUCCUGGUGUUUAUCGUUUUUUUGUUGGCCGAAGUGAUAUUUUGCACCGGCAUGAAGAUACCCACCGACAAAAAGGCCAAGUGGAACCACUACUUUGGAGAUUACACCAAAGACAUGCUCGGGAGUCUUACGAACAAUUUCUUUUCCUUCAUCGUUCUCCUCAACUACAUACUACCGAUAUCCCUUUACGUGACGUUAGAGAUGCAGAAAUUUUUGGGAUCCUACCUGUUCAACUGGGACCUGAAAAUGUACGACGAGUCGAGCGAUCAGCCGGCGCAAGCCAAUACCUCGGAUCUCAAUGAAAACCUGGGCCAAAUCGAGUACCUCUUCUCGGACAAGACCGGCACGCUCACGGAAAACCUGAUGAUUUUUCGAAGGUGCUUCGUCGACGGCUACUCUUACAUGGAAAACGACUGCGAUGGCCAUUUGUACCUUUUGCCACCCGAUGGGCGCGCCACCGACGCCCAAAGGAUUAAAAACUGGACCCGAGAAGUGCACUUGUUCAUGCUGGCCAUUUCCGUAUGCCAUGACGCGCACAUAGCACCCCCGAGCCAAAAGGCCAAAGCGAAAAUGCUGCGCACCGUGUUCCGGGAGAGCUUCAGGGUGAAAAAACACGCGAGGAUCAACAGCUCCCUCAUGAUGGACCCCGACUUGCCGGAAUACGAGGCAGCAUCGAUCGACGAAAAAUCCCUCGUCGAGGCAGCCGCUCGGCUGGGAGUGAUAUUUCUGGGCGAAAAGAACGACGACGAAAUCGAAGUCAACCUCAAGGGCACGAUCAUGAGAUUCGAAAAGCUCGAGAGCCUCGAGUUUACUUCGGAUAGAAAACGAAUGUCCGUCGUGAUCCAGGACCCAGACGGAGAUGUAAGGCUGUACUGCAAGGGGGCGGACUCGUCCCUUUUUCCUCUAAUCGUGGAAGGGAAAACCGAAGAAGCCAAGACGAGCGUCAACGACUUUUCUAUGAGGGGACUGAGGACCCUCGUUUACGGGUACAAAAAAUUGUCACCGGCGGAAUUCGUCCGCCACAGGGACAAGAUGAACGAGGCACGGCAGACGAUCGGCGCGGAGCGCAAGAAGCGCGUCGAACAGGCGUACGCGAACCUCGAGACCGGCCUGACGCUGUUGGGCGUCAGUGCGCUCGAGGACCGGUUGCAGGAGUGCGUCCCCGAAACCAUGGAGCGACUCCAAGCAGCUGGAAUCAAGAUUUGGGUUCUGACCGGCGACAAGGCCGAGACGGCCGAGAAUAUUGCCUUCUCCUGCGGGCACUUCAAGAAGGGCACGGUGGUCAUGAGGAUGAUGAACCUGCCCUCGGCCCAGUCCUGUUUCAGCACCUUGACGAGUUUUGAGCGGAAAAUGAAGAUUGAGCCCUGCGUCCAGCGUGGGCUGCUGAUGGACGGGGCCAGCCAAGCGAUGGCCUUGAAAACUUGUCCGUAUUUACUGAGAAACGUGGCAAUGGCCUGCGAUGCCGUGGUUUGCUGCCGCAUGUCUCCCCUUCAGAAGAGCCAGAUAGUGCAGCUUGUCAAGCGGUCGCCGAGCAAACCGAUGACGGCUGCUAUCGGGGACGGUGGGAACGACGUUUCCAUGAUUAAGGAGGCCCACGUGGGCUUGGGAAUAAUGGGGAAGGAGGGCCGACAGGCGGCAAUGAAUGCAGAUUAUGCUUUUGCGAGAUUUAUGCACCUUCAGCGGGCACUGCUCGUUCACGGGCAUUGGUACUACCUGCGAGUGGCAGUACUCACCAUGUACUUUUUUUACAAGAACGUCGUGUUUAUCACGCCCCAACUGUUCUUUAGUUUUCACAAUGGGUUUUCUGGUCAACUUUUAAAGGCAGUUGCAGUACGCAACCGCGAUAACAAUAAUACUUUUUAA